Periconia digitata is the source of this 2638-nucleotide messenger RNA. The record is from the annotation of a GenBank genome assembly. Lineage: Eukaryota; Fungi; Ascomycota; Dothideomycetes; Pleosporales; Periconiaceae.
CCAUCAGAAAGAUGAAAACGCCGGCUAGGGGACCUCACCGUCUGCAUACUUUGGUCAGUAGGUUGGUAUUGAUGGAUAACAAAGAUACCUACCCAAGUAGGUACAUAUGUACACAUGUACACAUGGAUCCAUGCACCCAAUUACCUGGCCGUUGUCAUUGCCAUUGUCAUUGCGUGCAUUGCCGGCCGUUUUUGCCUGUAUCAUCCAUGUUUCUGAUUCCAUGGGUCGUGGCCAUGGCCUGCAAAACAUUUCAAAUCCUCAGGCUCUGCCUCUUGGCCGCCCACUGUAGCAGGUACGUGUACAUUGCCAUGUACCAUGAUGCAGCGCAAGCAGCCAUUUCACAUGUGCAACUAUCCCAUCACCACUCCAACAAUCCAGCCACAAGUGCUUGUACAUAUGCUUUUCCCGUUACUCUGGCCAUCAUCAUCAUCAUCAUCAUCAUCGUCAAUCAUCAGCAACAGCGCCCUGCUCCCCCGUGCCUGAAUCGAUGGAAUCAAUUGUAAUGUGUCAAACUCGAGUCGUCUCUGCUACGGUGCCAUCUGACGCACAGGAGUUGGUUGAACAUGUUCGAGUACACAUGCUCGUCUGCCGUGACACAGGCACAGUGUGACAAAAAAGGCGCUACGCCAUGCCCGGCUGCCAAGUGGAUCCCCCAAAUCGAUCGCCUGUCCACUGUCCAGCCUGUCGGGCCGAAGCCACCGCCUGCCCCGUGCUCCAAGCCAUCUCGACGCCGCACCUGGACAGACGGGUCCAAAAUCCCAACUGCACUUGGUACCUUCAUUGCACCCGUCAGCCACAUGUCGUCCAAUCCACCAGACCUCACUUCUGCUCUGCGCGUCUUGAGCCUCCCUGAUGGCGACCCGUCGCACGCUGAAUUGCGGGCUGCCUUUGACGCUUUGCCUCGCAACGCCCGCAGACAAGCUCUCCUGCUUCUCUUCUCCCAACUCGACAACCAUGAAUGGAGAGCUGCUCAUAGCACGCUCUCCACCAAGCGCUUCCAAUACGACAUCAUCGGACAGCUUCCUCCCGAGCUGCUCAUCCAAGUCUUUUCUCAUACGCACCCAACUCUUCCGUUUGCGCUCCAACGAGUAUCCAGAAAGUGGCGAGAAAAGCUUCGAAGCCCUGCUAUCCUGAAACCUGUAUUGCAAUCUGUUCAUGGCCGUACCAUCAACCUGGAAAACUACGACGAUUGUCUGCGAAAAGCAUUGAAUAUUCAUAGUUUCCACCAAGGAAAGCCUCGUGCCAUCACAACCAUCCAUCCAUCUCGUGAUUUUGACCUUCCCCUUCGCAAAGAAAUUCUCGUCGAAGAUUUCCUAGUGGGUGUAGACAAGACAGAGAGAGCAAUGAUAUCUCACAACCUGAGAACGAGCAAAUCAUGGCACAUGUUUGGUGCUGGAAGAGAAAAGAUCUGCAAAAUCGCCGCUUCGACCGAACUGGUGGCAUUCGUCACCACGUCCAACAUUUGCCAUGUUGCUGAUCUUGCUGGUAUCAACAAAAAAUAUUUCAAAUUGUUCGGCGGUAUGUUCGAGGCAAUAGACUGCCACGGUAGUACUGUGGCAUGUGCUGGUGUGUUUGCGGAACAUGUGGACGUGUACAUUUGGGAUUUCAACUAUCAACAUGGAAAAUCUCUGAACCUUGGUCGCAACCAGGCUCCUUUCACCACAUGGAAGCAGGGCUGCCCUACUCCACCAAUUGCACUGGUCUUGGCUUCCGACUGCCAGUCAGUAUCCAUCUACACAAGUCAGCGAUGUCGGUCAAUAUCUUGUCCUGUGUGUAUUGACAGUAACGAUGCCACGGAAUGCUCCAUAUAUAUGGGAAGAUUCACGUUUGAAGGUCAGCUUACUUACCAUGAUGAUAUGGAGCUAAGCGUCGACGACGACCGCCUGCCCGUCGGGAUCAGCUUCAAUUCAUUGUCUCUCCAUGACCGAAACGGUGAAAUCGCUCUCGCAAUCGUCGGCAUAUCAAAGGUAUCAGAUGUGCCACAUGAUGGACACGAACCAAUCGAUUAUGAGUUUGAUCUUUGUCUCCACAGAGAUCAUUCAUUUCUUAACACGGGACUUCACUAUAUGACUCGAGGGAUUAGAGAGUCGCCAGCAACAAUAAAGUCGACGAUUAAACGGUUCUGUGGGCAAUUAUAUGAAAUGAGCACAUACAAACUGGGUGAUGAACGGCGCCCUGGUGAAUAUAUGGUCGCCAAACUAGAGUCACGGGUCCAUCUUCUAGCCAAACCGGUGAUACUCGGAACUGCUUCCAACGUUGUGGUCCCAUUAUUAUUGCUCACUAACGAUCAGUUUGCCGUGUGGCGGUACACAGAAUAUCUUGUUGACGGGGAUCAAACAGUGGUUCGCGUGUUAUGCUUCUAAGACAAAGCAAGGGCGCGGGCUAUCGCUCAUCUUUCAUCGGUAGCAGUAUAUCACAAAAACAAAUGCGAUGGAGAGUGUCUCCAGCUUUUCGUGCAUGCUCAAAGCAGUUUUCGAAAUUGCGUAGUCUUCACUGUAGCUUACAAUGCAUGUCUCGACACGAAUCCCGGUAUUGCCAAAAUGAGCCACCAUCGCAGCUCAAACAUGGAAAUCAUGACCACAUCAUGCUUGAAUUCCUAGUCACCCGAGGACUAUGUAUAUACGUGCAUUUCUUUUCU